AUGUCGAUGGCCAUGAAUUACCCAGAAAUUAUCGGUAUCCCAAUUUUUCUAUACAGUGGUGAAAAGAUCUUUUUUACGGUGCAGCACAUUGCAAGGUUCACAGCACAAUGUGGUGAAGUAGGUCCCAAUCCUUGGUUGAGGAUGAGGUUAUUUUCUAGCUCGCUCACUGUGGCGGCAUUUAAAUGGUAUAAUAAUUUACCAGCCAAUUCUAUUCAGACAUGGGAUGAAAUGGAAGAAGCUUUCCAUACUCAGUUCUACCGAACAGAGACAGAAGCUACGCUAGCAGAUAUAUCUCGAUUAUCUCAAUUACUGAACGAAUCGGUUGAAACUUUUGUGGCCAGGUUCAGGAAAGCUAAACUCAAAUGUCGAGUAAGUUUGCCAGAACCAGAAUAUAUCAAGUUGGCAUUAAAUGGUUUAGAUAUUGAACAUCGCAAAAGGUUUGAUAGGGUUGAAUUCCAAGAUCUCUUCGAUUUAGCAGACAAAACCACUUGGUAUGAGGAGAUACUUAAAAAAGAGAAAGAAAAGAAGAAUUCCUCUAAGGGUACUUACUACAAAGACCCUAAUUAUGAGGUGUUCUCGGUAGAAGUUGGUGAUGAAUUAGAAGUUGACGUUGCUGAGGUCAAUAUCAAGAAGCCAUAUAUCUGUGAGGCAUUGAUCAAACCUAAGCCGACCACGGGGGGCAAUGCAACAUCAACAUCAGCAGUAAGGAAAGAAGCUACCGAUACCGGGAAAAUCUAUUCUUUUGAUUUAUCAAAAAUAGAUUAA
This is a messenger RNA of Cornus florida, 765 nucleotides long. RefSeq lists its product as uncharacterized. The transcript has a single exon. The record is from RefSeq and is a predicted model, not a curated record. Lineage: Eukaryota; Viridiplantae; Streptophyta; Magnoliopsida; Cornales; Cornaceae. Bases 1 to 765 code for a protein of 254 amino acids.